Molecule: messenger RNA, 1009 nt
Organism: Gastrolobium bilobum
Lineage: Eukaryota; Viridiplantae; Streptophyta; Magnoliopsida; Fabales; Fabaceae
Product: single-stranded DNA-binding protein WHY1, chloroplastic-like
Exons: 7
Coding region: 98-904 (268 amino acids)
Biological process (GO): defense response; regulation of DNA-templated transcription
Molecular function (GO): single-stranded DNA binding
Source: RefSeq, a predicted model, not a curated record
ACAUCAUUGCAUCAAACGGAACAAAAACCGGGAAAUACAGAAGCAAUUGAAGCGGCAGACACAAAAGCAGAGAGAAGAUAUAAAGAGACAGGUGAAGAUGUUGGAUUUGCAGUUGAAGCUACACUCACUACCAUCACUAUCAUCUUCAUCUUCUUCUUCUUCUUCUUCACUUAAGCAGUGCCCAAACCACUCUUUCUCUCCAAAGUCUUUUCCUUUCAACCCUUCUUCUGAACCCCUCACAGUCACCAAACCAAUCAGAUGCCGCCACUCAGAACUCUUUGAUCAGAAAACCUUUUCCUCCACACCACAAGCUGCAACCUCGACUGCUUCAGUUGGAGCUUUGCCACCUAGGGUUUAUGUUGGUCACACCAUUUACAAAGGGAAGGCUGCACUCUCAGUGACUCCUAGACCCCCGGAUUUCGCCCCACUCGAUUCAGGGGCAUUCAAAAUAUCUAGGGAAGGUUAUGUGCUGCUUCAGUUUGCGCCUGCUGUUGCUUCCCGUCAAUAUGAUUGGAAUAGAAAACAGGUGUUCUCGUUAUCAGUAGGUGAAAUGGGAAGUGUGAUUAGCCUUGGAACAAGGGAGUCUUGUGAAUUUUUUCAUGAUCCUUUGAAGGGAAAAAGUGAUGAAGGUAAAGUCAGGAAAGUUUUGAAGCUAGAGCCUCUUCCGGACAGUUCCGGUCACUUCUUUAACCUCAGUGUUCAAAACAAGCUUCUGAACAUGGAUGAAAGCAUCAUUAUCCCUAUUACAAAAGCAGAGUUAGCAGUUUUGAGCUCUAUUUUCAAUUUUAUUAUGCCAUAUCUUCUAGGUUGGCAUACAUUUGCAAACUCCAUAAAGCCAGAGGAUGCCAGCUUAGUCAAUAAUGCCAACCCAAGAUUCGGAGGUGACUAUGAAUGGAACAGAUAGGGAUCACUUUUUGCCUGUAUUACAACACCCUCACCUUGUGCACACUUCUUAACUUUGAAAUGUGUUAAAUCACUUCAUCCUGUUAACUGAGAUUUGUUUAAGAAA